This is a messenger RNA of Hevea brasiliensis (rubber tree), 3830 nucleotides long. Its product is annotated as putative disease resistance protein RGA3. Bases 216 to 3539 code for a protein of 1107 amino acids. The transcript is spliced from 2 exons. Gene Ontology annotation, molecular function: ADP binding. NCBI's taxonomy places the organism in Eukaryota, Viridiplantae, Streptophyta, Magnoliopsida, Malpighiales, Euphorbiaceae. Gene Ontology annotation, biological process: defense response to other organism. The record is from RefSeq and is a predicted model, not a curated record.
AAAUGAACUAACUAGGAAAUUUCUCUGAAAAUUAUUAGAAAAGACUGGUUGAAAAGUCUUCAGAGGCUGCCUGCUUUCACCCUUUCUUGAUGGUUCUAUUGUGCAUAUAGAAUUACAUCAAAUUUCAGCAGCUUAAAAAAAAAAAAAAAAAAAAAGGAAGAGCGCAACUCUUUAGACGAUCUGGGUUAUCUCCAAAUUUCUAACUGUUUAAGCGAAUGGCAGUAGUUGGAGAGACUUUUCUUUCUGCUGUUUUCCAGAUGGCGCUUGAUACUUUGGCUUCAACGAUCCUGAUGGAAUUCGGGUGCCGGUUUGAUAUUGAUAAAGAUCUCAAGAGACUGCGCAGAACCCUGUCAAAAGUCCAACGUGUGCUUAAUGAUGCUGAGGCAAAGCAGAUCAGUGAUCAGGAAGUCAAAUUUUGGCUUAAUGACCUCAAAAAAGUUUUCUUUGAUGCAGAUGACGUGAUAGAUGAAGUUGCAACAGAAGCUUUUCGCUUUAAUCAGCAGAAAAAGGUAACCAACUUGCCCUCUAUAUCCAAAGAUUCUAUUUUAGAACUUGGGAUAGCUCCUAAGAUAAAGGAAAUCAAUGAGAAGUUAGAUGAAAUUGCAAAAGAUGGGGCUGAUCUUGGUUUGAGGGAGGGAGUUGGGGUAGCUUGGACAGAAUCGAGGGACAGGGACAGGGAGAGACUGCAGACUAGCUCCUUGAUAGAUGAAUCUCGGGUUUUUGGUCGGGAGGAGGACACGAAAAAGAUUGUAAAGUUGUUAGUGUCUGAUGAGUUCCACGGAAAUGAUGUUGCUGUUCUUCCCAUUGUGGGGAUGGGAGGCCUGGGCAAGACAACACUUGCUCAGCUUGUAUUCAAUGAUCCCUUGAUUACUAAAGUUUUCGAGCUCAGAAAAUGGAUUUGCGUCUCAGACGACUUCAAUUUCAAUCCUCGAAGGCUUACGAAAUCAAUUCUGGAGUCGAUUGAUGGGAAAAGUCGCGAUCUGGUGGAUUUGGAUACCCUUCAAAACUGUCUUCGUGAUAAGUUGAAGGGGAAAAAGUUCUUGGUUGUGCUUGAUGAUGUGUGGACUGAGAAGGAGAGAGAAUGGGAAACUUUGCGCCUUCCUUUCAGAGCAGGAGAAUUGGGAAGUAAAAUCAUCGUAACUACCAGAAGUAAAAGAGUUGCAUCAAUCAUGGGCACACUUCCAACUCACCAUUUAGAAGUUCUAUCGGCUGAUGAUUGCUGGUUGUUGUUCAAGCAAAGGGCAUUCAUAGAUGGGAAUGAGGCUGCACAUCCAAACUUAGUAUCAAUUGGCAAGGAAAUUGUAAAGAAAUGUCGAGGUUUGCCUUUAGCGGCCAAGACACUCGGAGGACUCCUGCGUGCAAAGACUGAAGUUCCUGAAUGGGAGAAUAUUUUGAAUAGUGAUAUAUGGGAGUUGGAAUAUGAGGAAAAUGAAAUCUUUCCAGCUUUGAGGUUAAGCUACAAUCAUCUUCCAGCACAUCUUAAGCAGUGUUUCAUGUACUGCUCAAUAUUUCCAAAAGAUUACAACUUCGAUAAAGAAAAUUUAGUCUUGUUGUGGAUGGCAGAGGGAUUUGUUCAUUGUAUGGGAAAGAGGCGCUUGGAAGAUGUUGCAUCUGACUAUUUUGACGAUUUAUUGUUGAGGUCUUUGUUUCAACAAUCCAAAACCGAUUCCUCAAAGUUUGUUAUGCAUGACUUGAUUCAUGACCUGGCGCAAUCCGUGGCUGGGGAAAUGUGCUUCAGAUUGGAGCCAGAGAAACUUGAGAAUAUCCCAGAGAUGGUUUGGCAUUCAUCUGUGCUAGUUGACACAUUUAAGUCGGUUACAUUUGAGGCCUUGUACACAAAAAAAAGCUUGCGGACAAUGCUUCUACUGUGCAAUAAAAGUUCACCACGAGAGAACUCUAAUGUGACGGUCCCCCAUGACCUGGUGUGCACUUUGAGAUGUUUACGUUCGUUGGAUAUGAGUCACAUCUCCAUAAAAGAGUUACCAGAUUCAGUUGGUAAUUUGAUGCAUAUGAGGUAUCUUGACCUCUCUCACACUGACAUCAAGGAGCUACCUGAAUCAAUUUGCAGCCUCUGUAAUCUGCAGACAUUAAUUCUUGUCAAUUGCAACAAGCUUCUUAUUUUGCCAAAAGGUACAAAAGAUUUGAUGAAUCUACGUCAUCUUGAUUUGACGGGAUGUUGGCAUCUCAGAUCCAUGCCGCCAUAUUUUGGGAGACUUACUUCUUUGCAAAGGCUGCAUAGGUUUAUUGCUGGAAAUGAAGUCGGGAGUGGAAUUAGUGAGUUGAAGGACAUGAAUGAACUUCGAGCUACACUUUGCAUUGAUAGGGUUGAGGACAUUAUUAAUAUUGAAGAUGCAAAGGAGGCUAACUUGAAGAGGAAGCCAUAUAUACACAAGUUGGUGCUGAGAUGGAGUAGAAGUCAACGUGUGCGGGAUGCGAUUGAUGAGGAAUUGCUUGAAUGUCUUGAACCUCAUACCAGCCUUAGAGAAUUAACCAUUGAUGUAUAUCCUGGUGCCAAGCUUCCGAACUGGAUGGGAGAUUCACUACUGUCUCAUUUAGAGAGCAUUGAAUUCAUCCAUUGUAGCUACUGUAAAACCCUCCCUCCUCUUGGUCAGCUACCGUUUCUCAAAUAUCUCACCAUAUGUAUGAUGCUAGAGCUCGAAAGCAUUGGUCGUGAGUUUUAUGGGAAUGGUAAGAUUAAGGGGUUCCCUUCUUUGAAGAAACUAAAGCUUGAAGAGAUGAGAAGUUUGAAGGAAUGGGAAGAGAUUGAUCAUGGAGAAUUCCCUGUGCUUGAGCAGCUUGAAGUUUUGAACUGUCCCAGCAUUACCAACCUUCCAAAAUUUCCAUCACUGAGUGAUCUGUUGCUAGAUAAUUGUCAUGAGAGAGUAUUGUGUUCAGUGCAUUUCCUCACCUCCUUAUCCUCUUUGGAGAUUUUGAACUUCCGGAGAGUAGAUUUAUUACCUGAUGGUCUUCUUCAACCACUAACUGCCCUGAAAAAACUCAAAAUCAAGAACUUGCACCGAUUCAAGGCAUUGCAAAAUGAGUUAGGUGUACAAGAUCUUCAGUCUCUCCAAAGAUUGGAAAUCUCAUGCUGUCCAAAGCUGCUGUCAUUUGCUGAAAAGGGGCUUCCCAGUUCGCUGCAACAUCUUUCAAUUGACAUGUGCAAUACUUUGAAGAAUCUACCUAGUGGACUACAAAAUGUAUUCUCUCUUGAGGAGCUGCAUAUUUCCAAAUGUCCUAAAAUUGUGUCUUUUCCCGAAGAGAAGCUAGGAAUCUCACUCAAGAAUUUGAGGCUUUUAUCAUGUGCCAACCUUGAAUCACUUCCUGUGCGUCUCCAUGAAGUCCGAAAUCUUGAAAGUUUGUCUAUACAAUGUUGCCCAAAACUUGCAUGCUUACCAGCUUCAGGGUUGCCAGCUUCGCUUCGUUCAUUGUCUAUCAUGGAGUGUGCUUUACUGAAAGAGAGAUGUGCAGAAGGUGGUGAAGAUUGGCCAAAGAUAGAACAUAUUCCAGAAAAGCAUAUUAAGAGUGUUUUGAAUGAAUGAUGUCGAAGCUUUGAAAUGAAGCUGCAGGGAGAAAACAAAGAGAAGCAAGAGAAGAAGGAUCUGUUUGCGCAGCAGCAUCAUUAGGAUAGAUGUUUUGAAAGAUAUGGGCAGUUGGGCACCUUAUAGAUCAAGUCCAGUAAAUGUUUCCGGAGCUAUGAGUUUCUUCAUUAUUUUCAUUGCAUAUCUACUUCAAUUGUAUUAGAACUUAUUCAAUUGUUGAUCUUCAUCUAUUUAUGUAGAGCUUGACUUGUACUCUUUUCCUCUUUCAUUUGUGAUGAUCCUUUCGUUGAA